AGAAUUAAGAAAACGUUUUGAAAGGAGCUCGAGCGAAUUGGAAAUGAACAGGAAGGAGAGGAUUGCUCGCCGCCUGGAGGGGAUCGAGGGCGACGUUCAGCCGGCCCUGCUGCCCGGCUGCGCCGGCCUGGUGACCAAUCGGCUGCUGGAGGAGGACACCCCGCGGUACACCCGCGCCUCCGACCCCUGCGACCCCUGCGGAGUCACAGUGAAACGGUACAGCAGGGAUGAGGAUCAGAUUCCUGAGAUGGCUGCUUCAGAGAGGCAGUCCAGAGCGCGGUGCCGGGCGGACCCGCACGCCCUCCACGGCGAAUCCGCAUACGGCGCCGGCGCCACGGACCCGGCGAGCCUGGAGUCCAAGGCGGAGCGGAUCGCCCGCUACAAGGCGGAGCGUCGGCGGGAGCUGGCAGAGCGCUACGGCAUCUCCCUGGACCAGGAGCUGGACACGGACUAUUACUCCCGCUACGCCCGUGCCCGGAAAGAGGCGGACCCCCCGGAGAGGCACGAGAGGCACGAGCGGCACCGCCGCGGCGCAGAGGAAGAGGAGGAGGAGGAGGGCCGGGACCACCACGCCCCCCUCUACAGGACAGGGAGGGGCCCCUCGCGGUCCCCCGGUGAGCCCGGCCACGCCCGAGAGAGGCAGGAUGGCUUCUUGGAGCGCGAGAGGAUGAUGAAUUUGGAGAACUACAGGCGGGGCCAGGACAGGGGGGCCAGGGUUGCGCCCCACGAGCAGCCGUCCUACAUGGACGUGUCGACCUCCGCAAAGGUCCCGGCCAAGGACUAUGCCGUCAGCGGGGUGCCGGGCUCCCCCAAAACGGACCGACGGUCCUCCCUGCCCUCCCCAAAACGGGGCGCCUCCCCGGGGGACAUGUUCAUCGAGCAGCAGGCCCACAGCGUCCUGAGCCGACAGGGAUCCUGCUUGAGUCCUGAGAUCCCGAUUGAAGUAGACGAAGAGAAGCUGGAUGAGAGAGCCAAGCUCAGCGUAGCGGCCAAGAGGUCCCUCUUCAGGGAGCUUGAGAAGAACACCAGGGCGGGGGUCCCCAAGCCGCACUCGCGCAACCCGGCGGUGGAGAGGCGCCUGAGACGAGCACAGGACAGGUCCCGCACCCAGCCCGUCACCACGGAGGAGGUGGUCAUCGCAGCCACUCUCCAGGCAACCUCCCAGCAGGCAUCCGUUGCCAGGGAGCAGGCCCGGGAGGCCAGGGCGGUGCAGGAUGCCCGGGAGGCCCAGCAGGCCAGGGACGCUGCGGCCGUGCCACAAGAUGCCCCGGAGGAGCCCGACCUGUGCACCCUCAGCCUGGCGGAGAAGAUGGCCCUCUUCAACCGCCUGGCGCAGCCUGCCACCAAGGUCACCCGGAGCAGACCGGACACCCGGCUGCGCAGGGCCAACGCCCGCUACCAGACCCAGCCCAUCACCCUGGGCGAGGUGGAGCAGCUACAGAACGGAGGUGGGGCCAAGCUCGGCCCGUUGUCUGCGUCUGCAGCGAGGUCGGCGGUCACAGCGACUGCCACCUACCCAGUGACCACGGUCUCCACGGCCCAUGCCGGUGACGUCCACGUGGGCAAGUCCGCGGCCGCCUCCCCGCCCGGUUACUACGAGAGGGCCACGCCCAAGCGCUACAGUCUGGGCCAGAGCAUGGAUGCCGGCGUCUGGGCCCCGGAAAUGCACUCCCCGCCCCCCGUGGAGCAACGCCAGCCCCAGCCCCAGCCCCAGCCCCAGCAGGCUGAGGAUCAGGGCCCCCACAGCCAGGCAGGGACAGGCCGGUGGCCCCUGGAGGAGCCGAGCAGCAGCAGCAAGAGGAAGCUCCCCUCCCCCGAGGGUGAGGUCAGGCAGCCCCCCCAGGCCCAGCCCCAGCCCGGGCGCGAGUGGGACGCUCUGAGGGGGGAGGGAGCCCCCUUCCAGGAGAGGCCGGAGCGCCACGGGCCCCCAAGGGAGACGCAGUCCUCGAAUGACCUCUGCGAGCCCGAGGCUGCGCUCAGAUCCAAAGCCAUCGCCUCAGAGUCGGCGGAGCCGAGCUCCUCAGUGAGAGAGGCGGCGGCAGCAGCAGCCAGGAGCAGCAGCGUCCCCGACUCUCACUCCCCCCCGAGCGAAGACGCCGGUCACGGCGGCGGCAGCAUCCCCACCACCGAGCUCGUCCUCAGCCAGCACCGCGGCCGGGCGGAGCCGGGCGACGACCUCACCGACAGCAUGACCGCGCGGCAGAUGUCCAUCAAGGAGAGGCUGGCCCUUCUGCGGAAGAGCGGGGAGGAGGAUUGGAGGAACAGGAUCAACAAGAAGCAGGACGUAGCGAAGGUGGCCGGGGGUGAGCGCCACACACAGCUAUUGGAGGUGGAGCAGAGCUUCAAGAAGAAGGAGGAGCCGGUAAUAAUUGACGAUCAUCACUGGGAACCUGUCUAUGCCUCCACCUACUCCCCUCCUCCCAUAUCCACUGGACAUAAAUGCCAGUAUGUUGAUCCUUAUAACCAGGCCAGCCCCCCCACUGUCAGGGAGCUCUAUACCCUGCAAGUGGAUGAGCGUCACCCCUGGAGAUUGAAGAGGAUCGGAGAGGAGAUCGAGGCCCACAUGAGCAUCGAGGAGAGGAAGCAGCUGAUUCUCGCCAGGGAGGAGGCCUGGAAGGUCAAGGGAAAGGGUGUGGCCAACGACUCCACACAGUUCACCGUGGCAGGUCGCAUGGUCAAGAAAGGUUUGGCGGCUCCCUCAGCGCUCUCCCCUGCACUUUCUCCGCUCUCCUCUAAAACCAAGAGCAGCACGCCUGCCAUCUCCAAGCCCCAAGAAGACAUUGAAGCCAGGCCAGAUAUGAAUUUGGAGUCUGACAGAAAGCUUGAUAGAUUGGAGUCGUUCUUGGGAAAGCUGAACAGUAAAGCUGGGCUACAGGAGACGACGGUGACGGUCACAGAAAAGACCGUCAAGGAGGUGAUGAAGCUGGACGACGAGAUCUUCUCCAAAUUCUACCGGCGCGUGGCCGACCUGCCCCUCGUGAGCGGCGAGGUCGAGAUCGAUGACGACUUCGACGCCAUCUUCGGUCCUCAGAUGCCUACGCUGACCUCAGACAUGGUCCAGCACAAGAGGGCGGUGCGGCCGGUCCGUAACGUCCAGGCCUCCCGGAACCCGCUGAAGAUGCUGGCGGCCAGGGAGGACAUCCGUCACGAGUACACGGAGCAGCGGCUCAACGUGGCCCUGCUGGAGUCCAAGAGGAUGAAGGCCGAGAAGAUGAGUAAGAACUCGGGGUACUCCCAGGUGGCUCUGGCGGGCCUGGCCAGCAAGGAGAACUUCAGCAGCGUCAGCCUGCGCAGCGUCAACAUCUCGGAGCAGAUGUCCAACAACAGCGCCGUGCCCUACAAGAAGCUGAUGCUCCUGCAGAUCAAAGGCCGGCGGCACGUCCAGACCCGGCUAGUCGAGCCCAGAUCCUCCUCCCUGAACAGCGGAGACUGCUUCCUGCUGGUCACGCCACAUCACUGCUUCAUCUGGACGGGGGAGUUCGCCAACGUCAUCGAGAAGGCUAAAGCGUCUGAGCUAGCCACUUUCAUCCAGACCAAGAGGGACCUUGGCUGCAGGGCCGGCUAUGUGCAGACCAUCGAGGAGGGGAUCAACACCCACAGCCACGCCGCCAAAGACUUCUGGAGGAUUCUUGGCGGACAGUCCAGCUACCAGGCGGCGGGGACGCCUGAGGAGGACGAGUUGUACGAAACCGCCAUCGUGGAGACCAACUGCAUCUACCGCCUGGUGGACGACAAGCUGGUGCCUGACGAUGACUACUGGGGGAAAGUCCCCCGCUGCACGCUGCUCAGCUCCAAAGAGGUGCUGGUGUUUGACUUCGGCAGCGAGGUGUACGUGUGGCACGGCAAGGAGGUGACGCUGGCGCAGAGGAAGGUGGCCUUCCAGCUGGCCAAGCACCUGUGGAACGGCACCUUCGACUACACCAACUGUGACAUCAACCCGCUGGACCCGGGAGAGUGCAACACGCUCAUACCCAGGAAAGGACAGGGCCGGCCAGACUGGGCCGUCUUUGGCCGGUUGACUGAGCACAAUGAGACCACCCUGUUCAAGGAGAAGUUCCUGGACUGGACACAAGGAAAGAAAUCCCCCCCCAAGAACGGCACAGAGCAUGUGGCUGAGCACAAGGACCAGCAGGCCGGUGAGAGCCGGCCGUACGACGUGACGCUGAUGCUGCCUCUGCUGCAGACGCCGGUGAGGACAGUGCUGGACGGGGCAAACGUGGGCCGGGGCUACGGCCUGGUGGAGGGGGACGAGCACAGGCACUUCAGCAUCAGCACGCUGUCUGUGGACGUGUGGCACAUCCUGGAGUUCGACUACAGCCGGCUGCCCAAGCAGAGCAUCGGCCAGUUCCACGAGGGCGACACCUACGUGGUCAAGUGGAAGUACAUGGUGAGCACAGCAGUUGGGAAGAGGCAGAACCCGGAGCAGGUGCGGAGCGCGGGCCCUGGGAAGGAGAAGUGUGCCUAUUUCUUCUGGCAGGGCCGCAACUCUACGGUCAGCGAGAAGGGCACAUCAGCGCUGAUGACGGUGGAGCUGGAUGAAGAGAGAGGGGCCCAGGUCCAGGUGCAGCAGGGAAAGGAGCCCCCGUGUUUCCUGCAGUGCUUCAACGGAGGGAUGAUCGUGCACUCGGGAAAGAGGGAGGAGGAGGAGGAGAACACGCAGAAUGACUGGCGGCUGUACUGCGUGCGAGGCGAGGUGCCGGUGGAGGGCCACCUGCUGGAGGUGGCGUGUCACUGCAGCAGCCUGCGGUCCCGGACGUCCAUGAUCGUCCUCAACGUCAACAGGGCCCUCAUCUACCUGUGGCACGGCUGCAAGGCCCAGACGCACACGCGCAACGUGGGCCGAACCGCCGCUAACAAGAUCAAAGAGCAGUGUCCGCUGGAGGCGGGGCUACACAGCAGCAGCAAGGUGACCAUUCAUGAGUGCGAUGAAGGGGCGGAGCCUGUGGGCUUCUGGGAAGCUCUGGGGCGGAGAGACCGGAAAGCUUACGACUGCAUGCUGCAAGAUCCGGGGAAAUUCAACUUCACCCCGCGGCUCUUCCAGCUCAGCAGCUCUUCAGGGGAGUUUGUUGCCAUGGAAUUUUUCUACCCUUCCAGAGACCCGGAGCUGGUCAACUCACUUCCCUUUCUGCAGGAGGACCUGUACACUGCCUCUCAGCCAGCCCUGUUCCUGGUGGACAACCAUCACGAGGUAUACCUGUGGCAGGGCUGGUGGCCCCAGGACAGCGAGAGCACCGGCUCCGCCCGAAUCCGCUGGGACGCUGACAGGAAGUGCGCCAUGGAGACGGUGCUGCAGUACUGCAAAGAGAAAAAUGAGAAGAAGCCCCCAAAGUCGUACCUGAUCCAUGCUGGUCUGGAGCCGCUCACCUUCACCAACAUGUUCCCCAGCUGGGAGCACCGCGAGGACAUUGCUGAGAUCACAGAGAGGGAGGCGGAGGUGUGUAACCAGAUCAUCCUGGUGGAGGACGUGCUGGCCCGGCUGUGCAAGAACACCUACCCGCUGGCCGAACUGCUGGCACGGCCCCUCCCCGAGGGCGUGGACCCCCUGCGGCUGGAGAUCUACCUAUCAGACGAGGACUUUGAGGGUGUAGGGACUUCUGGGAAGAAAGCGCUGGAGAUGACGAGGGAGGAGUACGAGACUCUUCCAGGCUGGAAACAGGUGAACGUGAAGAAAGCCAAAGGACUGUUUUAAAGGAGGGACCUCGCGCCUGACGAAGGUUGCCGGGUGACUCCGCCGGACUGGACCUGCCACUGAGAUCACUUUAACACCCUCUCCCUGCACACAAACACACAAGCGCACUCAUGCACACACACAUACACACACACCCUCCC
Megalops cyprinoides (Indo-Pacific tarpon) is the source of this 5829-nucleotide messenger RNA. It is a transcript of the gene svila, whose product is annotated as supervillin a. Gene Ontology annotation, molecular function: phosphatidylinositol-4,5-bisphosphate binding; actin filament binding. The transcript has 35 exons. The record is from RefSeq and is a predicted model, not a curated record. Gene Ontology annotation, biological process: cytoskeleton organization; actin polymerization or depolymerization; actin filament severing. Lineage: Eukaryota; Metazoa; Chordata; Actinopteri; Elopiformes; Megalopidae. Gene Ontology annotation, cellular component: cytoplasm; actin cytoskeleton. Bases 44 to 5689 code for a protein of 1881 amino acids.